Seminavis robusta is the source of this 951-nucleotide messenger RNA. The record is from the annotation of a GenBank genome assembly. Lineage: Eukaryota; Bacillariophyta; Bacillariophyceae; Naviculales; Naviculaceae.
AUGCCAACUACUGUAUUUGGUGACAAGACUUCCUUGAUUGCAGCUCUAGAGCAAGGUGACUACUCAUCCUCAGGUCCCUACGGUUCAAUUCUGUCAUGGAAUGUACAGGCAGUUGCUGACUUUGAUAGCUUGAUCAAUGGUCUCACGCAUGUGGCAACAUUUAAUGGUGAUGUCAGUAACUGGGAUACCAGCGGUGUGACAACAUUGGGAGCAACUUUCUAUGGUGCAGCAGCCUUCAAUGUUGAUCUAAGUUCCUGGGAUACCAGCAAGGUGUUAGACCUAACUAACACCUUGAGGGGUGCCACUGUCUUCAAUGGAGAUGUCAGUACCUGGGAUACCAGCAGUGUGACCACACUAGAACGCACGUUCAAUGGUGCCAAGGCCUUCAAUAUUAAUCUCAGUUCCUGGGAUACCAGCAAGGUGACAUCACUGCAUUCGUUUGUCAGGGGUGCCAUUGCCUUCAACCAAGAUCUCAAUACCUGGGAUACCAGCAAGGUGAAAGAGCUUUAUGGCGCCUUCGAUACCAGCAGUGUGACAAGAUUGGGAGCCACUUUCAAGAAUACCGCUGCCUUCAAUGGAGAUCUCAGUUCCUGGGAUACCGGCGAAGUUACAAACAUGUGGCAAGCCUUCUGGACUGCCACUGGCUUCAAUGGAGAUAUCAGUACCUGGGAUACCAGCAAGCUUUUAGACAUGUAUCAGACCUUCGAAUAUGCCACCUCCUUCAACGUUGAUAUCAGUUCUUGGGAUGUGGGAUCUGUGACUCAAAUGAGUCAAGUGCUGGAGUUUGCAUCAGCUUUUAACCGUGAUUUGUGUGCUUGGGGUACCAAGAUCACAGGCACUCCACUUGUUGGUUCCAUGUUUGCUGGUACUUCUUGUCCUGAAGCAGCAUCAACUAGGGUCGACUUGGGGGCAUCACCAAAGGGCCCCUUCUGUCACGUUUGUCUACCAUAG